Aspergillus puulaauensis is the source of this 2544-nucleotide messenger RNA. RefSeq lists its product as uncharacterized. Bases 1 to 2544 code for a protein of 847 amino acids. NCBI's taxonomy places the organism in Eukaryota, Fungi, Ascomycota, Eurotiomycetes, Eurotiales, Aspergillaceae. The record is from RefSeq and is a predicted model, not a curated record. Gene Ontology annotation, biological process: actin cytoskeleton organization. The transcript is spliced from 3 exons. Gene Ontology annotation, molecular function: small GTPase binding; actin binding.
AUGGCUCCAACCACGCAGGCGCCUGCCAUUUUCGAAGAUGCGCCUCGUUCUCCGACCAAACCCUCCGUCCUUCGAGCCCUCCUAGGCCAUAGAAGAAACCAAUCUGCCGAUGAUGCGGCCUCGCCGAAGCCACCAAAAAGUGGGAUGACAGGCUCAUUUGUCUCGCCAGCAGAUCGCCAAUACGCUCCGCCGACUCAACGGCCGCUGGGGGAGAUCGUCCCCAACCAUGACGUACCUGAUAGCGGAGCGUUCUACCCCGGAUCUCCCAGCAAGAUCGGAAAUGGCGGGCUUCACAAGAAGACAAAGAGUGCUGUUUCUCUCAAGUCUCUCAAAACGUACAUGGAGCGCAAGCCCGAGAAACCAUCCGAAGACCCGAGCAACAAACCGAAGAAGGCAAAGUCCACCAACAGUUUUACCGCUAUCUUGAAGCGAUCCCAGCACGGACGGAAAAGCGACGAAGUAAAAGACGUCCGGGACAAAGAAAAUCGAAGUCCUGCUGAUCCUGCGGACAAUUUACCUUCUCCCAUUUGGACCCAGUACGCGACGCCGACUCCAUCAUUCCGCGAUGAACCCUCGCCAGCACACAGCAACAGGCGGAGAACCUUACAAGAGGAGGUCUCGCUCUAUACGCCAAAAGGCUACAGUCCCGCUCAGCAGCGGAAUUUCUAUGACUAUCACCAACCAUCCCUGACAAGUCGAACCAGCGCGAAGCCUCGCCCGAAAUCGGAUUACUUUGCAGGGGGGGGCAAGAUGAGGGACCUUCUGGGGCCUUUCUCAGGUAUUUCUUCAAGCAAACAAUCCCUCGUCGACCAGCAGCCGGAAUCUCCUUCAGCCAAGGCUGAAUACGGAAGACGCAGAGGCCUCUCAACUCCUGAUGCUCGCCCUGAAACAGAGUUGAAGUCUCAGGGAAGCCCCAAGAAAUCCUCACGUGUGCAAGAGGUGAUAUCAGCCUUCAACGCAAAGGAACGUGAAGCUGAGCUGCACAAGCACCUCAAUGCUAAAGACCUUGAGAGUGAAUUCGAGAAGCUCCUUGAUGCAAGAAACAUUCCUCACAACAUGAGGGACAAGAUGCGAUCCCUGGAUACAAAUAUCAAAGCUGAUUUCAUCCAGAAGGACAAGCUCGAGAGCACUACACCACACAGUGCUGGUGCGAGUAGCUACACAAACGAAGGUUCGAGCCGACGGGGCCGUGGAAACGAAAAGGAGGACCGCGACAGCUAUGACAGCAAAGGAUCUCGCUCGCGGUCCAGAAGUCGAGGGUUCACCUUCAGGGGCAACUCAUCGUCGCCUUCCAAGAAGCCACGUCCAGAGAGCGGCAGCUCUCACCGACGCCCGAAGUCUGCUGAUUUCACUGCGCCUAAUGCGUUGUCCAAGAUGUUGACCCCCAACGCAUCCACAACAUCGCUCGCCGCUACAGCUCACCGCGACACAGCUACUGACCCCUCCGAUUUUGUCCACUAUCUCAAAGAGAUUCAGAAGCCCGAGAUUAUCGAAGUUGGGAAAAUACACAAGCUUCGAAUUCUACUUCGUAAUGAGACUAUUAGCUGGGUUGAUGGUUUCAUUGCUGAGGGAGGCAUGGAUGAGAUAGUACAGCUUGUCUAUCGAAUCAUGAAGGUUGAGUGGAGGGAAGAGCAUGAAGACAACCUCCUCCACGAAACACUGCUGUGCCUAAAGGCUCUCUGCACAACGUCUGUAGCGCUACAGCGCCUGACUGACAUUGAAGCGGAACUCUUCCCAGCCCUGCUCAGUAUGCUUUUCGACAAGGAAAAGAAGGGGCCCAGCGAGUUCACUACGCGCGGCAUCAUCAUCAACUUAAUUUUCACCCAGCUCUCAACAGCAGUGUCCACCGAGGAUGCAGCAGCUCGUACUUCGCGAAUCCUAUCGUAUCUAAAAGAUCCACCAGAGGAAAACCAGACCCUUUCCUUCAUCGCGAACAUUUACCAAUCGCGUCCUUACCGAGUAUGGUGCAAAGAAAUAUCCAACGUAACCAAGGAGGUGUUCUGGAUCUUCUUGCAUCAUCUCAAUGUGAUUCCAGUUGUGGAAUCGGACAAGCCCUCUUUUGAAAACUAUCGCGAGCGCCACUUCCCUGCCCCUCGCCCCCCUGUUCCUGCUGCGCCUUAUGUAGGCGGAGUCGAGUGGGACGCAACUAAUUACCUUGCUGCUCAUAUUGACCUAGUCAAUGGCCUCAUUGCAUCCUUGCCAACAGUGGAUGAGCGAAACCAACUCCGAAACGAACUCCGCGCCUCGGGCUUUGAGAAGGUAAUGGGUGGCACUCUGAGAACUUGUAAGGAGAAAUUCUAUUCCUCUGUGCACGACUGUCUCAGAACAUGGAUCUCUGCCGCCGUGGAAGACGGAUGGCCGCACCUAGUAGUUCGCGAAGGACCUCCUAGACAGGACGCCGGAUCGCCGACUAAGUCUCCGCUCAAAAGCCCUAGGAAGGGCGGAUUGGACGACAAGCCUCCAAAGCUCGACCUAGCGCUUGAUGUCCCUCCUGCUAGCAACCAGGUGCCGCAGCAAAGUGUCCAGAUUGGGAACUGGCUCUGA